Ilex paraguariensis (yerba mate) is the source of this 591-nucleotide messenger RNA. The record is from the annotation of a GenBank genome assembly. Lineage: Eukaryota; Viridiplantae; Streptophyta; Magnoliopsida; Aquifoliales; Aquifoliaceae.
AUGGGGCAUCGUCAUCAUCAUCAUCUCCCUGAAACCCAGCACCAUCAAUCAGUGGACGGUCUGGUGAAUCUCUUUACAAAGGGUAACCAUGACCUCACAGUGAUUCAGCACAAACUCGAAAAGGAGUUCCAACAAAUCUACCCUGACAGUGCAAAUCCGAUGAAGCUUGUGUCUCGGAUCAAGAAAGUUCAAGAAGAAUUGUCAUCUAUGAAAGAGCAGUGCCGCGAACUACUCGCAGCCAAACAGUUUGACGAGAAGCUUGCAAAAAGUUUCACAAAGCUCCAGCUGCCAAACCAGGAGAGAGAGGAUCAUGGGUACUUUGAGAUGCUGGAAAUGCAAAAUAUUGCACAGGAUUUGAUAGACAAGGCCAGAACAACUCUGGUAGGGAACAGAACAUUAUUGCAGCGGUUGCAAGCGUCCACUGGUGUCCCUGUCACCAGUGAUUCUGAUGAUCCUGCAUUCACAAGCUUCAACCAGAUCAUUGACGAAUGGACUGCACAAGUCAGAUUUAGGGCAGAGGAUGAAAGGCCUGACUCUGGCUCUGAGGAUAUCAACCAGAUGCUAUUCUCAGCAAUUGUUCAAGGCACCUAA